UGAUUAUUGUAUAUUGUAUUUAGAUUGAGUAUUUAUUUACUACUUAGAUAUGUAGUGUGCUUAAGAGUUAAAUCAUUCAAAAAAACAUAUGAAUGGAGAUAUCUUUUUAAACAUGAGAUGAAAAAUGAUUAAAGUCGGAGAGUAUAAAGCCAUACAAAGAGAAAAAAAACCACUUGCAUCUGGAAACUUCUCAAAAGUGUACAAAGGGAGGUUCGAUGACAAAGAUGUCAUAGUAAAGCGUUUAGAUCGCACUGAUGAUGACGAUGAUGAUAUGAUAUUGAAUUAUUAUGAAGAAUUAGAAUUGCAUAGAAGUCUCCAGCAUGAAAAUGUUGUAAAGUAUCUUUAUAAAGACAUUGAAGUUGAAUAUAUUUAUAUAGUAUUGGAGAAAUGUGAAUGUACACUCAGAGAGUUUGUCAUUGAUAAGAAAUAUGAAGUUCCACAUCUGAGUAUGUUAUGGCAAUCCACGAGUGGUCUGGCAUAUCUUCAUGGCCAAAAUAUCAUUCACAGAGAUUUGAAACCAUCAAAUAUUUUGCUGACCCAGCAAGAUGGUAAGUGGAUUGCAAAAAUAACGGAUUUUGGCAUCAGUAAAAAGAUUUCUCCAGACAAAACAAAAUUAACAUUGACCAGUAUUAAAGGAACACUGGGCUAUUCAUCUCCUGAAGCGCUAAAUGAAGAUAAGAUCACUAAGGGUUCUGAUAUCUAUUCAAUGGGAGUUAUAUUUUACUACGUGUUGAGUAAAGGUGACCAUCCUCAUGGUUCAGAUAACUUGAAAGUUGAAAGCAAAAUUCGAGAUGGAGAGGAGCCAAAUAUUGAAAAUAUGGAUGCAGAAUAUAUGCAUGAUGCCAGAAGUUUGGUAUUAGCCAUGCUUUCUCAUAAAUAUUAUGAUCGUCCAAAAGUCGAUGAAGUGCAAGCACAUCAUUUGUUCUGGGAUCCUGAAAAGAAAUUUUCAUUUAUACAAGAUGUUUCAGAUUACUCUAUAGCAGAUGGAAAGUUUGAUGAAAUGUCUCCCUUACUUGAGAAAAAUAGCCAGGAAGUAAUCGGUGAAUCUUGGAGAGAUACAUUGUAUGCUGUUUCAUCUGUUGUUAAAGAAACAUUCGAAAAAAUGAAAAAUAAAAAACAGAAAGAUGGAGUCUUCGAUCUUCUCAGGACGAUAAGAAAUUUGAAACAUCAUUACCACGAAAAAUCUGAUGAAUUUAAGCAAGCAGUUGGAGAAAUACCUGAUGGUCUUAUGGAAUUCUUUACUUCACUUUAUCCCAAGCUAUUGUCACAUACUUAUGACGCUGUGAAAUCUAAGAGACAGGAGUAUAAUUUUGCAAAAUAUUAUACCUUCACAGAAAAUUCUGGAAUUAAUUCGCAACGAAGUCCUUCGAGGCCAAGUACAGAAGAAGAAAUCAAACAAGAUUCAGUGCCUGAUGCUAAACCUGAGGAUUCAAACAACACCAACGUCAAAGAAGUAGUUCAUAAUGAGAAUCCAAAGUUAGAAAAGUCCAGUAAUUGCGAAAAACCAGAAAAAUUGGUUUUACGUAACUAUCAGAAAGAACUUGCCGAGCAAGCUUUACAAGGGAACAAUUCUUUAAUUGUGGCUCCCACAGGUAGUGGAAAAACAGCAGUUUUGACUGAAAUCACUAAGCACCAUAUAAGUGGCAAAGAAAACUCUCGAGUUAUUUUCAUGGUUCCUAAAACCGCUCUUGCUCAUCAACAAUAUUUGUUUUUAAAUAGAUACUUGAAUUGUGGAUUGAGUUUCAUUAUUGGUGAAACUACUCCAUUAUCUCCACCUGGACAAAAAAUUAAGGAAAAUCAAGUGAUUGUACUUACUCCACAAGUUUUAAUCAAUGAGUUAAAAAGAAAAUCAGAGGAAAGUUUUGUAUCAUUCAAAGAUAUUUCUUUGCUUCUGUUUGAUGAGUGUCAUCACACCACAAAGAAGCAUCCAUAUAGGGAAAUAAUGAAUAUGUUGUUGGAUUUUCAAGCUUCAACUCCAAAUGCCAAUCAAAUUCAGAUUAUUGGUGUGACGGCAUCCCCUGGUGUUGGAAAAGCUAGAGACAGAGUUAAAGUUACUGAGAAUCUUCUCAAUCUUCUGGCAAACAUGAACAUCAUGGUAGCACCUUCAAUUGUUGAAAAGCAUAUUAAUGAAUUGAACAAACAUCAAAAUAUUAUAAAAGAAUAUAUCAGACAAAUUCAAACAGAAUCUGAAUUUGGAAAGUCAGUCAUGGAUGUAAUGGAAACAAUUGAAAAUAAAGUGAAAGAACUUAAUAGAAAGAAUGAUGCUCUUCAUUUGAAUAAAUCUCCCAUGGACAAGUCAAAACAAUCUUAUGAAAAUUGGACAAGUAGUUUGGUUCAAUUCGGAAAGCUUCAUAUGCGUGAUCAAGAUGCAGCCAGAAUAUUGAUAACUUAUGCAGAACACUUGAAGAUGUAUAAUUGUUUACUUCAACUGAAAGAUCUUGUACCAAAUGCUAUGGAUCACACCAACAAAAUGGUGACAUUUCGAAAUGAGGGAUUUGAAAAUAAAAAACUGCUUGAACAAAAUCAAGAAUUAAUAAUGCAAGCCAACAACAUCAGAGUUCCUAUGUUGGAAUGUCUUUCUGAACUUUUGAGAGGUGAAUUUGAUAAAAACAAAGAUGCACGGUGCAUCAUAUUUGUUAAAAGAAAAUUGACUGCCAGGAGUCUGGAAGAAUGUUUUGCUAAUGAUGAUAAGCUGGCUUUUCUCAAUGCAAAAUUUAUGAUUGGUGCUCAUGAUAGUGAUGCAAUAGAACCUGAUGCUAUGACUAAAGUUGCCCAACAACAGAUUGUGGGGUUGUUUCAUGAAGGGAAGGUUAAAGUUAUUAUAGCAACAUCAGUAGCAGAAGAAGGUCUCAACAUUCCAAAAUGUAAUUUGGUUGUUAUGUAUAAUUAUGUGACUGGUGAGGUUGGCACAGUACAAAGAAUGGGAAGAAUAAGGGCUGCUGAUGGCCGAGCAAUAUUGCUCACAUGCAUGGACAGCAAGCAUGUAUAUAUGGAGCAAAACAAUAAAAUUUGUGCCAUGGCUUCUGAUCAGGCUAUUGCUGAUGUGAGAAAAAUCCCAGUUGCUGAAUUGCAACAAAAGAUUAAAAACAUUCAAAUCAAGCAAAGAGAAGAAAGAAAGCGUAAAAAAGAGUUUGCAUUGAAAGCAAACAAGAAUGACCCACCAUCAAAAUGGGAAAUUCUAUGCGGAAAAUGUAAAAAUUUCCUAACAACUGGAGAUAAACUUCGUCACAUUGACGAAACGCACGUUGUUGUGAAAGAUCCUGGAUUUGAAUCUAAAGUCACCAAAGUACUGAAGGAGCAGAAAAAGGGACCCAGUGUAUAUGGAACAGCAGAUUUUAACUGCAAUAAUCCGAAAUGCGGGAUAAAAGUUGCCCUGGAGAUGGUUCAUGAGAAAAGUCAUUAUCCGGUUUUUUCAAUUAAAAAGAUCAUUUGUAGAAGAGAGGGAGGAAGAUUAGUUGACCCUAAAAAGAGAAGCCUCCUGCCAUUUACUAUUGAUCGAAGUAUUCAUGAAUCAGAAGAUGAAAAAGAAUAUGAGAAGAUUGUUCGCGAAGAUAAUAUGUUGACAGAAGAAUUGGAUCUUGAUGAGAAUUAUACGACAGAAAUGCUAGAAACCAUUAAUAAAACUUCAUGAUGCCAGAAGAAUAAAUAGGAUCAACAACAUACUUGAAUAUUUUAAGCUAUUGUCAGUUCGCAUUGUGACAACUGAUUUGACGAACAGGUAAACUGUUUUAAGUGAAAAAGAGUCAUCGUUUUACUCCUAUCAAUUUACAAAUAGAAUUCAAUUACAAAAGUAUUCAUCCAGCGAUCACUCAGUCUCAACGAUGUGACACAUCGCUGACAAUUUUCAAAAAAAAAAUAUCUCUUUUAUUAGUCUAGGUGACUUAGUAGGUCUCCUUUUAUUAUGAUACCAAUUUUUAUUGGCCUUUGUAAAUUUGUAUUAUUUUACUGUUAAAUUGAAAAUAUGUUUGUUACAUUAUCACAAUGCGGUAAUACAGAUUUGCUCGAGUUAUUCAAUAAAUCACUGAUAUACAUUAAUAAAAUGACAAACAAUUUUACUGAUGUAUUAACAUAGCAAAAUAUUGUGUGUACUGUGCACCAAAAAUUAUGACAUUAUCAUUCACAAGACACAAAAAUGUCUUUGAUUUUUUAAAACAUUGCUUAUUCUAGUAUAUGAUUCAUAUUUUUCAUAAUAUUAAAUAUUGAAAAAAACAUUAUUUAUGCACAUGUAACCCCAUGUAUAUAUCAACUAUGACUACUAUUUUUUUUAUUCUAGAAUAUGUUCAUUUAUAAAGAUUAUCAAGUUUCAUGUCAUAAUGUGCUUCAAUUACAGUCACUGUCUUUCGUUUUUGAUAUUUUAUAAGAAAGUUCCUGUUGAAAGAUCAUUUGGAGUAAAAAUUUCAUUGUCAAGUCGUAUUGGGGUUUGUUUGCUUUUCCAGGUGUUAUUGGACGAUCAUUGUAUAAUUCAUCCAUUUUCCUAGUCUCUAUAUAGAUUAUGUUUUUUAUUCUCAUUUUGUAUUAGCGUAGGCAUAGCCUUAUUAUAAUGUCCUUGAUGCAGACAGAUUCGUAUCAUUAGCUAUGCAUGUGCAGUAACUCUCUUCAUCAUCGUGGGAGCCCUCAAUUUCGAUCUUGUUUGUCGUUUUUCAGAGUUGAAACAAGACUAUCAUUUUGUUCGUUUCAAAUUUAAAGCAGUAUAAAAGCUGGUUAUCAUAGUAUCACUCACUUCCUUUAGCAUGAUAUGUCGAACUAAGUAAUGGUAAUAUUUCAUUUGUAAUUCUUGUAUGUGGGAGUGUAUGUAAUAGAGUGUGCUUUAUUAUCAUAAUGUCCUCUUUAUAGGUUGAUGAGCACCGAUGCAUGACUGUUACA
This is a messenger RNA of Styela clava, 4863 nucleotides long. The record is from RefSeq and is a predicted model, not a curated record. Lineage: Eukaryota; Metazoa; Chordata; Ascidiacea; Stolidobranchia; Styelidae.